Hydra vulgaris (swiftwater hydra) is the source of this 1290-nucleotide messenger RNA. RefSeq names its product diphosphoinositol polyphosphate phosphohydrolase 1. NCBI's taxonomy places the organism in Eukaryota, Metazoa, Cnidaria, Hydrozoa, Anthoathecata, Hydridae. Gene Ontology annotation, biological process: diadenosine pentaphosphate catabolic process; adenosine 5'-(hexahydrogen pentaphosphate) catabolic process; diphosphoinositol polyphosphate metabolic process. Gene Ontology annotation, molecular function: diphosphoinositol-polyphosphate diphosphatase activity; bis(5'-adenosyl)-pentaphosphatase activity; bis(5'-adenosyl)-hexaphosphatase activity. The record is from RefSeq and is a predicted model, not a curated record. Gene Ontology annotation, cellular component: cytoplasm; nucleus.
CAAAAAUGCUUCAUAUGGCUAUAAUAUGGAAUUAAUUUUGUGGUUGAGUCUUAGAUCAUCAGUAUAAUCUUUAAAAAUGAAAGCACAAGUUCCAAGAACCUAUGACAAAGAAGGCUAUAAACUUCGAGCAGGAUGUUUAUGUUAUAAGGAUGCGUCAAAAAAAGAAAUAUUACUGGUAUCCAGCUCAAGCAAUGAUUCUCUUUGGGUUGUUCCUGCUGGUGGCAUAGACCCUGGAGAAAAUCCAAUUCAAGCUGCUAUUAGAGAAGCAUAUGAAGAGGCUGGAGUAAUAGGUGUGGUUGGUGAUUGUGUUGGAGUGUUUCAACACGAUAAAGUUGUUAAGACAAGAACUUACAUUUAUACCAUGAUAUUGCAGAGUUUCACCCACAUGAAAGAAAAGCGAAAACGAGCUUGGUUUAAUGUAAAAGAUGUUUCAUCAAAGUUAAUGCACCCGAUACAAAACUCUUACAUCACUAGAGAUUUGAUGCGACUCAAAGAAGACACCAAUGCUGUCGUGCCAGUUUCCAAGCAAAGUAGAUAGUCAGCUUUGUUGUCAUAAAUAAAAACAUGACAUGAUCUUCAGGUCAUUUACAUGCAGAUCAAUGAAACAUCAAAGUGUAGUUUUCGAGGUUGUGGGCAAAAUAACUUUUUGUGGUUAUCACAUUCUUUUCCAUUUCAUAACCUACUGUCUGAACACAUGUUUUAUUUAAAGCAGUAAACAUAAGAUAUUUAACAUUGCCUAUAAAUCAUACCUGACGUUUUGUCUUUGCCAAAAUAUUUUUUGCAAGAUUGCUUGACAGAAAAAAAAACUUUUUUAAAAAUAAAGAUUUAAAAAUUUAUUUUAUUUAAUGAUAGAUUUUUCUAGAAAAUAUAGAGAUUUUAGGUUUUUGUUUUUGCAACUUUUUUCUAACUAAUUUCAAGAAGUUUUCAAAUUGCAUUUAGUAGAUACACUGUUGAGAGGUUUCUUUGCCAUCAUGUAAUUUAUUAUAUUUAUUGUGUUUGUUACAGACCGAUUCAUUUAAUCUAUGUCAAAAAAAUUUUUUCAACCAGCUCUAACAAAUUUUAAAAAUUUUAAUAAUCAUUUUUAAAUUAAAUUAGUUGAACUGUUUUAGCCCUGAGUAGCAUUUUUUUUUUUCUUUUUUUUUUCCUCAUUAUUAUGUUUAUGAUAAAAACAGAUAUUUAUUCUUGAUAAAACGUAUUUGCUAUAUAUUCUACAUUAUGUAAUUUUUAUUAUAUAUUCUGGUAUAUGUAAAAGUUGUAAUUUGAUUAAACUAAAAGAGUAUAUGGUGUUAA